Molecule: messenger RNA, 1767 nt
Organism: Harpegnathos saltator (Jerdon's jumping ant)
Lineage: Eukaryota; Metazoa; Arthropoda; Insecta; Hymenoptera; Formicidae
Product: mitochondrial sodium/calcium exchanger protein
Exons: 9
Coding region: 1-1767 (588 amino acids)
Biological process (GO): transmembrane transport; intracellular calcium ion homeostasis; monoatomic cation transport
Cellular component (GO): membrane
Molecular function (GO): calcium:sodium antiporter activity
Source: RefSeq, a predicted model, not a curated record
AUGAGGUCGCAAAUAUCGAGCACUUUUUUAAGACACGGGCAUCUGCCCAUACGGGAGGAUGAUUGCUCGUACGUUUGGCAAGUUUCCGCCGCGGAGCGUUGCGAAUGGGUGAAGAGCACCGAAGACUGCUUCUCAGACUCGGUGAUUCAGUAUACGGUGCUGUUGUUUUGCUUCUUUAAAUCCGAAGACGUGGCUCUGUUUGCCUGCGGCUUGCUGCUCAUGCUCCUAUGGCUACUCUAUUUAUUCUUGAUCUUGGCAACUACGGCGGGCAAUUUUUUUUGUCCAUCGCUGGCGGUAAUAGCCAAUAUAAUGCAUCUAUCGGACAGCAUAGCGGGAGUGACGAUAUUGGCAUUCGGAAACGGUGCGCCUGACAUCUUCACGUCCCUCGUCGUGUCGAGAGGCGACGAAGCGAUAAUAAUGUUCACUGAAUUAAUCGGCGCGGGUGUCUUCGUGACCUCGUUGAUCGCCGGUUCUGUGGCGAUAAUUAAGCCUUUUAAAGUUUCGCUCAAGUCCCAUAUGAGGGACGUUUGUUUUUAUAUAACCUCCAUAUGCUGGAUUACUUUCGUGGUGCGAGACGAUAUGGUUCACCUCUGGGAGGCCGUAAGCUUUAUUCUGCUCUACGUACUGUUCAUCGUGGCGGUCGUGAUAAUGCAGAUGUACGACGCUAGGGAAGAGAGUCUGAAAACCAGGAUCCCAAGUGUACCCGAUCCAGACGUUCUGCAUACUUACUUGGCGAACAGGGACACAAGCACCAUACCCCAGAUUCCCACUAGAAGCCGGCCUUUUGGUUUAUACGCCAAUCUAGAUGUUGCUGUCGCAGCGGAAAGAAAGAGACGCACCGUACGGGGCGAUUCCGUCCAGUUGGGUCCGGAAAUUAACAACUACGUCUCCGAUCGACCGCAGGGUCUCUGCAGGGAAUUUUUGUACGAUGUCAAUCCGAUUAACAGAGAAGAUUGGGAAAAGUCGAGUGGAUUGGUUAAGGCUGUCUUAAUUAUACGCGCGCCCGUCAUGUUUCUACUUCAGCUGUUUAUACCGGUGGUAAAUCCUACAGCCGUGAAGAAGGGUUGGUCGAAGUUACUGAAUUGUUUCCAGUUGUGCGUGACGCCUACAAUGGUGUUGUUUUUGCUGAAUGUUUGGCACCGAAGUAUUGGCAAUGUACCAAUUGUGCCGAUAUUCCUCGUUGCUGGCAUAGUGAUUGGUAUAAUUGUAUUUGCAACGACUCACGUUGACCGCGUGCCGAAGUUUCAUAAUGUCUUCGCAUUCUUUGGAUUCUUAGCUGCCAUGCUGACGGUUUAUUUGGUGGCCGAGGAGAUUAUGGCAGUGCUGCAAUGCAUAGGAUACGCGUGCAGUAUAUCCGACGCAAUGCUAGGCAUCACUUUCCUUGCGUGGGGAAACAGCAUUGGUGAUCUCAUAUCGAAUAUCACCAUCGCCAGACAAGGAUUUCCGCGCAUGGGAUAUGCGGCUUGUUUCGGCGGACCAAUGUUUAACACACUAGUGGGACUUGGGUUGACUUAUGGUAUCGCUGCCGCCACCGAUCUUGAACAACAAACGAAAAUCAGGAUCAGCAACAUGGCACCCGGCUGCAUGGCUUUUCUCCUCUUUUCGCUCAUAGCUACUAUCAUUUACCUGAAUAUCACGGGAGGUGUAGUGCGUCGCAGCUACGGUUAUCUUUUAUAUUCAUUUUAUUUCGCUUUUCUCCUCAUACAAUUCCUAAGCGAAUUGCACGUUAUGCAUCCUCUCGGUACCGAUCACAGACCCGAUACCUAA